GCGUUCGAAAGUUCGACAACUUUGGAAAACUGUCAGUUGGCAGCGAACUUAGAACAGGUAGAGACGCACACGUUCCGCCUGGAAAAUCGGUACAGAAACGGAACAGGCUAGAAAGGAACAUACAUUGCCCCAAACUCACCGACACACCGUAUUGGGAAAGCCGAACGCUUUUUUUUUUUGUUCCGUUUUGGCGCUCGGAAAACGUGCGUCGACGUCGACAGCGACUGAAAGACGGCGACUGAAACGGCGACGAUGUAAAAUUUUAUUACCCCAAACGCAUCGAGCAGUCGGGUUUUGGACGUCCGGACUUCACCGCCGCUCGCUGCGACGCAGACUUUUAUUGCAGCUGCCAUAUAGAGUGGGCAUAUUCCAUUGGUCUGGCCCGGAGAUCCCAAAAACUUUCUGAAGACGGACACAAACUUUUACCAGAGUGCGGCAUAAAAGUGCAAAAGUUUUUGUUCGCAGCGCCCCACGAACUGAACUAAAAGCAAAACUUCCCAGCCGCCGCGCAAAAACCCCCUUCACAAAUAAGUAAAAUAAAAACAAAGUCAAACCCAGUGCAAUGCAAAACAAAAACCCACGAGUAUAAAAAAAAACCAAAUGCGAAAAAAGUGCGUGAUCUAAUUGACAUCAAGUAUACGCCACGUUAGCCGGCCUAAGUUUACCAAAACAAUAAACAUUUUUCGUAGACAUCAUCGCCGUCGCGUUGACAAAAAGUGAGUUGAGUGUUUGUUUGUUUGAUUUUUGUUACUGUUGUUUAACCAGUUUUAGUUUCGUUAAUUUUUUGUGUUGGUGAGACAUAUCCCAUAUAAGAAUAUAUAUAAAACAUAUAGUGUUUGUGUGGAACAAGAAAGCGCAACAGCAACGUUAUCAGCCAGCAGCCACAUCAUUACCAGCAAAGCAAACAAAAAGAUACAAACAAAUGCCAUGACCGAAUGGUCAGCCAAUAAGUGCAGAGUGUUUAAAUAAAUCAAAGCAAAUUAAAAACAAAAUCGAAAUCGAUAUCGAAAUCGCAAUCGUAAUCGCUAAGACAACAAAAUCGAAACAGAAUUCGCCAAAUAGCGGAGCCAAAGAGCCGGAAACACGGAAUAGCCACCGGGAAGAUGGCGCUUUCCAAGCGGCCCCUUACAAAGGACACGCCGUUGUCCGAAAGCAACGGCAACCACACCAAUGGCAAUGAUCACGAGACCUCCAUCAAGCGGCGCAAACGUUGCAGUCGCGACGACGACUCCAGCCUGAUCAACAACAACAAUAACAAUAAUAAUAACAACAACAAUAACAACAGCAAUAGCAACAACAACAACUUGCCGCAGAAGAAACGCAAACAGGGCGGCCAGGGCCACAUCGCAGACAGUCCGGAGAGCCCCACCUGCGGUUCCCUGCCCACUCCGCUGGCCAAAAGCAACACGGAUGCGGACCAGGACGAUGAGACACUCAUCCGCGAAACACAGGCGGCGCUGAAAAGCCUAUCGGGCAGCUGGCCCGACUCAAGGGGGAAUUUGUAUCGGCUGCAGGAGCAGGACGAGAAUCCACCGCCCUUCCAGAAUCUGUUCGAGGAGAAACAAAAGUAUGAGGCCAUCGGCAAUCCCAGCCAUGCCAUACAAGCACAAGCCAGCUCAACAAAUCCAAAUUCCACACUCUUCUCACGUUUCCACAGACAAAAAGAGAACGACCAGGCGCGCCUUAAUGCAGCCAGCGGUGCUGGUGGUGUCGUCCAUCUGGAGGCACAGGCGCGCGGCAAAAAGUCGCCCGACGAGGAUCAGGAUCCGGAACUGGAGGAUACCUCAUCCUCUGCCUCGGGACAAGGCGUUUACGCCCAAGCGGCCUCGGCCUUCAAGCCGCCCAUCGAUAUCAUCAAACGGAAUUAUGUGGCCGCCGCUCAUGCCCAUUAUAGUGCCUAUAAUGCGGCCGCUGCAGCGGAAUCUGCCGCCGGAUUGGCCUACUAUGGCUAUGCCGCUGCCGCCGCCGCUAGUCAACAGCAACAGCAGCAGCAGCAGCAACAACAACAGCAGCAGCAACAGCAGCAACUGAGUACCGCCUUCGAUAUUGCCAGUCAGCUGGGCGAGAAGCAGCGGCCCAAGGAACCGAUGGCCGAUGGCAAACAGUACACGAUCCUCCAGCCGGCGGGCAUCGGCAGUCGGGCUGCAUCUGUAAUGCAGGACAUAGCAUCGCGUGAAGGCGUUGUGGGCGUUCCGCUUGUGGCCACGCCACCAUCCACGGCGGCCGGCAGUCCGGCGGCAGCGGUACCAGCGGCAGGACCGUCGACUCCAUCGACACCGGCACCAAGUUAUUCGCCGGGUAGCCAGAAUCGCGAUGGCGUCAAAUGCCCCACGCCGCAUUGUACGGGCCAAGGACAUGUCACCGGAUUGUAUUCGCACCAUCGCAGUUUGUCGGGUUGUCCGAAGCGCGAUAAAGUAACCACAGAAUUGCUGGCUUUGCACGAGCAGAUCCUGAAAUGCCCCACGCCCGGGUGCAAUGGUCGUGGCCACGUGCAGCCGCAUCGCAGCGUGCACCGCAGCCUCUCCGGCUGUCCGCGGGCGGUAAGGCGCUCGGGCGGAACCAGCCGCCGUCCGGGAGCAGCUCCACUAGCAGCAGCAGCAGCCGAUCUGGAGAAACAUGAGAAGGAGCUGCAUCCACUGGACAAACUGAAGCUGGCCUCCAAUCACUAUCUGAACAAUAACAACAGCAACUGCAUCAACAAUAACAGCACUAAACUGAGCGGCUCCACAACGAUGCCGAUUAUCAAAUCGGAAUAUAGUCCUGUUGCCAGCAUCAAAUCGGAGUAUAACAAGAGCCCCAUGCACUCAUAUCUAUCGGGGGAAGCGGCCGCGCCCGCCCCCGCCGCCCCUUCAUCAGCGUCCGCCGUCCAAGCGCCGCGUUCCGGAUCGGCAAGCGGUGCAACAGCCGCGAAUGGAGAGAACAACCUGCAUGCACCGCAUCUGAGUCGCUUUGUGGGUCUCCAGAGUCCGCCACAUCAGCCGCAUCUCAAUCCUCACGGUCAUCACCAGCAACAACAGCAGCAGCAGCAACAGCAACAGCAGCAGCAGCAACAACAACAGCAGCAGCAACAGCAGCAACAUACGUUGCACCAGCAGAGAGGACCCUUCAUAGAGGGCAACGAUGUCCCAGAUCCUUCAGCCAAUUAUCAUUCGGAACACCAGCAACAACAGCAGCAGCAGCAGCAACAGCAGCAGCAGGCCGACGAGCGACAGCAGCAAUAUGAGCAAAUGCGAUAUGCCCAAAGUCAUGUUAGCGUGGGUCCAAGCGGAGAAUUAAUGGCGCCCAAUGGAGGCGAACUAUCGCCGGGUACGGCGAGAAGCGCCUACGAAGCGCAUCCCGGACACCCGCAUCCACAUCCCGGACACCCACAUCCUCAUCCGCCCGUCUCGCUGAGUUCCCUCAGCUCUCCAGCUUUUACGGUGGAUGCUGUGACGGCAGCCAGUGGAGCGGGCUUCGAGCGUUACGAUCCCAGCGGCGUCUGUUGUCCCAGCAAUGGGCAAAGGGCCACCGCGGCAACAGCGGCGACGGCGGCGGGCGCUUCUGCGGCGGCGGCUGCCUAUCAUUAUCUGCCCCAAACCACCGACGAGAUGCAGGCCCAGCAGCAGAAAUAUCUGCAGGAGCAGCAACUAAUGCUGGCCAAGGCGGAGCACGAGGAGUUGGCCAACGGCGGACAGCCUCUAUAUCCGCGGCCCAUGUAUCACUAUGAUCCCACGAUGGGUCCUCUGCCGCCGGGCUUUUCGGCCAUUAAUCUAUCGGUUAAGAUGGCCGCUGCUCAGGCAGCAGCUGCAGCAGCCGCCUAUCAAAAUCAACAACAGCAGCAGCAGCAACAGCAGCAGCAGCAACACCACCAGCAGCAGCAACAACAGCAGCAGCAGCAACAGCAGCACGGCAAGCAGAGCAGCUCACCCGCACCCAAUGUGAGCGGUGUGCCGGCGGUGGAUCUCAGUGGUUCCACCUCGGUAACGAGUAGCAGCCCGCACGGUUUCAAUUCGCCAGCCUCGCACAACCAAUAUACCGCCCAGCGCAUGGGCAACGGCAGUCCGCAGCCGGGAGCUAGUCCAAACAUAGCUAGUCCCCAGGUGCCCAGUCCCCAGGGACAGACCUUGGACCUCAGUGUCACCCGAUUACCCCACAGCAUUAUUACGAGCCCGCAGUACGGUGCCGAUGGCCUGGUGGUGGGUCAUGCUCAGGGUUUUGUGAGUGGAGCGACAGGACCUCUGGGUCCGGGCAAUGGUGGACCACCGCGAUCGCCGCAAAUGGAACCAGUGGACUUCAGCGGACCGCCAAGACCCCUGGGUUUUGGUCUGGUGGGACACAUUAGCGGUCCACGACCUUACAGCCGCGAAUCCACGCCAGACAGCGGCGGAUCUCACUAUAUCGAAACGUAUCGGGAUCCCAGUGGUUACUCACCGCACCCUGGCUAUGGUAUGGUGGUGCAAUCGGACUAUCCACCUGCUGGAUACCACGGUUACGGUCCGGCUGCUUAUCAAUGCAGUAAUCCGUACGCCACGGCAGUGGGUCCCGGUGGCUAUCCCACGCCCGUUUCCGGCGGAUACUCGCCCAGUCCGGCCACCUGCUACUCCAUGCCACCGCCACAACACAUCCCGCAGCACGACAAGUCCAAGGACGGAUUGACGGGCUGCUCGCGCUCGGACCGCAACCAUCUACAGUCGCACUCGCAGGAGCUCAAGUGCCCCACGCCCGGAUGCGAUGGCUCCGGACACGUGACGGGCAACUACUCCUCACACCGCAGCCUCUCCGGCUGUCCAAGGGCUAACAAACCGAAGAGCAAGCCUCGCGAUGGCCAGGAUUCGGAACCCCUGCGUUGUCCCAUCCCGGGCUGCGAUGGCUCCGGCCAUUCCACCGGCAAGUUCCUCUCCCACAGAAGUGCUUCGGGCUGUCCGAUUGCCAAUCGGAACAAGAUGCGAGUCCUGGAAGCCGGUGGCACGGUGGAGCAGCACAAGGCCGCUGUGGCAGCAGCCACGGCCAUGAAGUUCGAUGCCUGCACCACGGUGGGGAGCCAGGGCAUAAAGAAGCCCAAGUUCGAUGAGGUCACCAUGGUCUAUCCAAAGGGUUAUACAGGCGGCAGCGGACUGGACAUUGUCAUGGGUGGCGUAGGAAGCGGUGUCGGCGUGGGACUGGGUCUCAAUGUUGGCAUCGGGGUCACCAGCAGCAGUAGCAGCAGCAGCGCCGGUGGAAAUAACAACAACAGCGGCAGUAGCAACACCGUCGGAACCGAUAAGAAUCCAUCUGGUGGGGGUCCCUCAUCGGGCGCCAAUGGCAGCGAUGACUUAAACACGUUGGAGGCCGAGAUAUCGGAACUUCAGCGGGAGAAUGCACGCGUAGAAUCGCAAAUGAUGCGACUUAAGUCAGACAUCAAUGCCAUGGAGUCGCAGCUGAGCACCAGCGAUCGGGAGGCUUCUCCAUUGAGUGGUCACCAGCAGCAACAACAGCGUUCCUCGGUGGCUUUGGCCUCGCCGAGCGGGCAAUCGCCAUUCGCCAGCGUCAGCUCCACCAGUGGUGCCAGCUCCUCGGUCAGUGGCGCCACCACAAACAGCAACAACAAUAACAGCAGCUCUGGCGGUGGCACCACCAAUGCCAACGAUCUCAACCACUCGAUCAGCAAUUUGGCACCCAGUUCGGGCAGCAAUCCCAACCAGCCCAUUGAGGGCGUAGGAGGAGCCCCACCCAAUGCCAAUCUGAACAACUACUAUGAGAGCCUGAGAAAUAAUGUGAUCACGCUGCUGGAGCACGUGCGUCUGCCGCCACCACCACCACCGCCUGGUGCGGCCACGCCCAGUUCGUCGGCAUCAUCGGUGGUUCAUGGACUGGAUAAUGUUUGUGGUGCCGGUGGUCAGUUGGUGGCUGGUGGAUCGCUAGUGGGUGGAGAGCAUGCGACAGCGUACUCCACACUCCUGCCGCCGCCACCACCACCGUCGUCGGGCGGUGCCGCUUCCGUCGGUGGAAUGUACGGUGUCGGUGCUAAUGGAGCCACUGGCCUCCAUCAGGGCACUGGCUCAAGCAAUGGUGGAGGACUAGGAUCUAGCGGAGCCGUUGGACCGCCACCAGUGCCACCGCAUCAUCAUCCCUACACGGUGCAUCAUCCCGUUAGCUACGCCCAUCCACAUGGCCAUCCGCAUGCACAUCCACACCCGCACGAGCACUUCGACUCGUAUAUCUCCAAACUGCAGUCGCUAUGCGUGCCCCCCGAUGUUUAUGCCCUGCCCGAAGAUGCGGACCGGCCCGUCUACAACUCCGUGAAGCCCACCAUGCACCAGGACUACGGCAAACUGAUGCCGACGCCCAUCUAAGAACCCUGAGAAUCAAAAGCCCAGUACUGGUGACCCCAAAAUAGAGCCACAUCCCGUCCAGGGCUCAAACACGUAAACAUGUACAUAAAUACUUAGGCACAAGCAGUGAGAGGUAGGAUGUAAGAGGUAAAACUGACGUUAUCCAUAAGCCUGACUUCAAGGCAGACUAUGCAAAUUGAAAUUGGGACAGAGUGUCGGGGUCACCCGUGCGUACUCGAUGCCCCAUUAGUAGAUACAUAACGCUAGUUCUUAGGGAUAGAAACCUAACCUAACCAUUUAGUUGGUUGGCACCAUGCUAGUUCCAGUCUUAGUAAUUAGAACUGUUCCACAUCCUAGAUCCUAGACGCUUUCGUCGUGUGUUGAUAGCAAUGAUGUAAAAAACAAGAAUACAAAACCGAACAUAAGUGUGUAAUUCGAUUAUAAAUUGCAAUUUUUUUUGUCUGUAUCAAAUACUACAACUAGAAAUUAUAGAAAUCGAUAUAUUAUAUAUAUAUAAUUAUAUGAAAUAACAACUCCCAAAUAUGUUUAAAUCUAGGGCAUUUGUUUGCUGUUGAUGUCUGGUCAAUUUUUUGCAUACGGAGCGGAGCGCAAGAUGUUCGCCACUACUUAAUAGACCCUAUCCAACCUCCACGUAGUGACCCUCUAGCCCAUAUCCCCGCAGGCUAAGUUAAGUUUAGUGGCAAAGUCGAACACCAAAGUGAAGAAAGUGGAAAACGCAGUAAAAUACAAUAUAUAAACACGUGCAAAUAUAAUCAGUACUAGACUUAGUGGAUGUAAUCGAGACAUAUUUUUUUGUUUUUUUUUUUUGUGUAACUGUAAUAUUAAAAUGUAAUAGUAAUAGCAAGCGAAUAUCUAAAACUAUAAAGGGUAAGUGUGUGGAAGGAGGUGAGAUCGUUGGGUUUGCGAGGCUGCCGCAAUACAUACAUACAUGAAAUCGGGAAAGAAAACACGCGUACAUAUGCAGAUUAUAUCAGUAUGUGUGUAUAUGUAUAUGUCUGCUUUUCUAUAGGAUCGUAAGUUUUAAUGUUACCCCUUACGAAAUCGGAGAAGAGGCAUUAACGAAAACCCCUAAGAAAAUAGAACGGAAAAGUAGAUUAAAAUUCAGUGCAAUACGUUCAACAGAAUGAAAGCAAGUCGAAAAACCAAAAUCGUAAUUUACUAAUUGUGUAAGCCUAAGUAAACCAAGUAGUUGAACAAAAAGUCACGUUUUUUUUGUAUCGUCAUACGUCUAAUCUUAAACCUAACUUUAACUAAAUAAAAAAAAAGAGUAAAGCGUAGAUCGGAGAUGAAAACCCAGGCCGCAAGGUAAUUUAGACGAAUUUUAAAAAAAUAAAAACCAAAUGGAAAAAGUUUAAAACACAAAAAACAAAAGGCACGAGGCAAAUGUCGAAAAAGUAUGAAAAUAAAUAGCAGGCUUAACGGAAAUCAUUGUAUUAAACGAGGUAAUACAUUACGAUGAUUAAUAUAAUUACACUAAACUAAAUAUAAAACUAAAAUAUAUAUAUAUAAUAUAAUAUUGUAUUGUAUGACAAGAAAAAAUUCUGUAAUUUACAAACGAAAAAUAUUUUAUGUGAUCAUUGUCUUUUUUUUUAAUAUUACAAGAAAUAAAUAAUUCGAAUACCAAAUAAAGGAUAUACACAAUAACGAAA
This is a messenger RNA of Drosophila simulans, 7960 nucleotides long. RefSeq names its product DNA N6-methyl adenine demethylase. Bases 1104 to 6311 code for a protein of 1735 amino acids. Lineage: Eukaryota; Metazoa; Arthropoda; Insecta; Diptera; Drosophilidae. The record is from RefSeq and is a predicted model, not a curated record. Gene Ontology annotation, biological process: regulation of transcription by RNA polymerase II. The transcript has 13 exons. Gene Ontology annotation, molecular function: DNA-binding transcription factor activity, RNA polymerase II-specific; RNA polymerase II cis-regulatory region sequence-specific DNA binding; zinc ion binding. Gene Ontology annotation, cellular component: nucleus.